AUUAUUAAGAUAGUGAAUGUUUUGUUCAAUCCUAUGCAACUUCAUUUGUUGUGUCUUGAAACAAAGAAACCAAACAAAACAGGGGAACCUACUUAAUAAAAAAGUUGUCUCAAUCAAUUAUUCAUUUUCUAAACUUUCCUCUCAUAUGGGUCUUUAUUAUUUGAACAAAACACUCAUUUUUAAGAUUAUACUUAUGAUCUUUAUGCUAUUUCUAUCAUUCAAAUUUUCCAUAGCAUAUAAAAUUCAAGCUUCAUUUGUUUUUGGUGAUUCUUUGCUUGAUGUUGGAAACAACAAUUACAUUACUUCACUUGCUAAAGCAAAUCAUUAUCCUUAUGGAAUUGAUUUUGGAAAAGCCACAGGUCGUUUUUGCAAUGGAAGAACCGUUGUGGAUGUUAUAGAGCAAGAAAUGGGUUUUGGCUAUACUCCACCCUACAUGUCUCCUAAUACUUCUGGAAUGGUGAUUCUAAAGGGUGUGAAUUAUGCUUCUGCUGCAGCUGGAAUUCUCAAUUACACUGGUCACAUUUUAGGUGAUCGAAUCAACUUCGAUGCACAAAUCGACAACUUUGCAAAUACAAGAGAAGAAAUCAUCUGCAAAAUUGGUGUUCGUGCAACUCUCAAUUUGCUUAAACAUGCUCUCUUCACAGUAGCAUUUGGUUCAAAUGAUUUUCUUGAUAACUAUUUGUCAGAAAGUCAUUUGUUGUCACCAGAAUCAUUUGUUGCCAUCAUGAUAUCAACAUUCAGAGUACAACUAACACGGUUGUUCAAUUUAGGAGCAAAAAAAAUUGUUGUGGUAAAUGUUGGGCCUAUUGGGUGUUUACCAUAUAUGAGAGAUUUUAAUCCAUUUUCUGGAGACAAAUGUGUCACAUUCCCUAAUCAAUUAGCUCAAUUAUUUAACAACCAACUGAAGAGCCUUGUUGAAGAAUUGAGGGCCAUUUUGAAGGGUUCGAUAUUUGUUUAUGGAGAUGCUUACCACAUUAUGGAAGAUAUCAUCAUGAAUUACACUAAAUAUGGUUUCAAGAAUGCAAAUUCUGCAUGUUGUCACGUAGCUGGUAGAUUUGGAGGGUUGAUUCCAUGUGGUCGUUAUUCAAAAGUUUGUGAAGAUCGAUCAAAAUAUAUUUUUUGGGAUACUUUCCAUCCUAGUGAUGCUGCCAAUGUUAUCGUUGCAAAACGUUUAUUAAGUGGUGAUGUUAAUGAUGUUUCACCUACAAAUGUUUGGCAACUCUUGCAAGCUUGAUAUAUUAUAUUGCUAGAAUUUAAAAAAUUAUGAUAGAAUAGAGGGAAA
Messenger RNA from Trifolium pratense (red clover), 1282 nucleotides. Its product is annotated as GDSL esterase/lipase At4g16230-like. The record is from RefSeq and is a predicted model, not a curated record. The coding region runs from base 17 to 1234 and encodes 405 amino acids. Gene Ontology annotation, molecular function: hydrolase activity, acting on ester bonds. NCBI's taxonomy places the organism in Eukaryota, Viridiplantae, Streptophyta, Magnoliopsida, Fabales, Fabaceae. The transcript has 5 exons.